AUGCAACAUUCCGAUCGCAGGGCUGAGGGCCUGCAAGCCGUCGGUGACGCCGCCGAGGCCUCCUCCGCCGACGGCGGACUGCUGCAGGGCCAUCUCCCACGCCGAUAUGCGAUGCCUCUGCUCCUACAAGAAAUCCCCUCUGAUCCCUUCGCUUGGAAUCAGCGUUCCCCUUGCGGAGAAGCUCCCUGCCAAGUGCGGGCUCUCCACUGCUGCCAAAUGCUAGCUUGCGAGCUUGCUAGUUGCAUAUACCCUACAGCGGGGUGGCUAGCUAUUGCGUAUCUGUCUGUGUGUGUGUGGGCGUCUUCCAUGUGUUUGGGAUGUGAUUAA
This is a messenger RNA of Linum tenue, 327 nucleotides long. NCBI's taxonomy places the organism in Eukaryota, Viridiplantae, Streptophyta, Magnoliopsida, Malpighiales, Linaceae. The record is from the annotation of a GenBank genome assembly.